AUGGCUUCAUCUGCGGCAGCUAAGCGUCUGGAGGGCAAGACUGUCCUCAUUACUGGAGCGUCGUCUGGAAUCGGACGUUCGACUGCUCUCGAGUUUGCGCGGACCAACCCCAAUGGCAACUUGCGACUUAUUGUGACGGCUCGCCGUACGGAGUCGCUGGAGGAACUUGCUGCUGAGAUUCACAAGGAGACUAACAAUGGAGUCAAGGUGCUUCCCGUGAAGCUUGACGUGAGCAAGGCGGAUGAGAUCCGGGGCUUUGUGAACAGUUUGCCGGAGGAGUGGAGGGAUAUUCAUGUCUUGGUCAACAAUGCCGGACUUGUGAAGGGUGUAGCCAAGGCACCUGAAAUUGAUGAGGAGGACAUGAACGUUGUCUUCACGACAAACGUCACCGGCCUCAUCAACAUGACACAGGCCAUUCUACCAAUUUUCCAGAAACGACCUAAUGGCGGCCAGGGAGAUAUUAUCAACAUUGGUUCCAUUGCCGGACGUGAGCCGUACCCCGGAGGCGGAAUCUACUGCGCCAGCAAAGCCGCCGUCCGAAGCUUCACGGAUAGCUUGAGAAAGGAGCUUAUCGCCACUCGAAUCAGGGUCAUCGAGGUUGACCCUGGCCAGGUUGAAACGGAAUUUUCCGUUGUUCGUUUCUACGGUGACAAGGCCAAAGCCGAUGCUGUCUAUGCUGGCUGCGACCCCCUCACUCCUGAAGACAUUGCUGAGGUCAUUGUCUUCGCCGCCACCAGACGCGAGAAUGUCGUCGUCGCUGAGUCUCUGCUCUACCCCAACCACCAGGCAUCUGCUCUUAUCAUGCAUCGCCGACCAACUUAG
Trichoderma aggressivum f. europaeum is the source of this 822-nucleotide messenger RNA. RefSeq lists its product as uncharacterized. Gene Ontology annotation, molecular function: oxidoreductase activity. NCBI's taxonomy places the organism in Eukaryota, Fungi, Ascomycota, Sordariomycetes, Hypocreales, Hypocreaceae. Bases 1 to 822 code for a protein of 273 amino acids. Gene Ontology annotation, cellular component: cytosol. The record is from RefSeq and is a predicted model, not a curated record. The transcript has 6 exons.